Penicillium riverlandense is the source of this 1293-nucleotide messenger RNA. RefSeq names its product C2H2 type transcription factor BrlA (gene brlA). Gene Ontology annotation, cellular component: PcG protein complex; transcription regulator complex. The coding region runs from base 1 to 1293 and encodes 430 amino acids. Gene Ontology annotation, molecular function: RNA polymerase II cis-regulatory region sequence-specific DNA binding; DNA-binding transcription factor activity, RNA polymerase II-specific. The record is from RefSeq and is a predicted model, not a curated record. Gene Ontology annotation, biological process: regulation of transcription by RNA polymerase II. The transcript has a single exon. NCBI's taxonomy places the organism in Eukaryota, Fungi, Ascomycota, Eurotiomycetes, Eurotiales, Aspergillaceae.
AUGAGACCUCAGGGACAGCAUAUUUCUGAUCGUCUGACUGUUGAGGUUGACUGCCGCUCCCUUGGCCCGAGCGAAUGCCCUUCGAUGACCUCGAGCUUCUCGCCUCUGGAUUCUCCUACCCCGACUCCUACAAGUAUCUACAGCCAGAACUCGAUGGCCUCCCCCGGAUGGCAUGAGACUGGCCAGUAUCACAGCCUGCCAAUGGAAAGACGAACAUCUGCCACGCCACUGCGCAGUGCAUUCAGGAUGGCCGACCUGACGUCCAGCGACAGUCUCAAUAUGCAGUACGGGGCCGUGGAGCGCCAGGACCAGAUGGCUGUUCCAGAGUACAUGCCUGGCUAUGAUGAGAAUACCGAGCCGUUCUGGAUUCCAUCCGACAUGCCCAAGACCUACGAUCAGGCCAGCAGCUUCCCCUACCAGGCCCCGAUGCCGCAGUAUAACAACAUCCCGCGCCAAUACUACCGGCCGCAGCAGCAGACUGGGUAUCUUCCCGAAUCUGCUUCCAACCCUUGUCUGUCACGACCCAUCUUCAACCAGCAUGAGCGUAUUCCCAACUCGGUGUCUAUGUCCAAUAUGCUUCCAUGGAUGCAGGCAAACGAAUCUAUGACACCCCAAACUAUUACCCCUUCCCAGGCGUUUCCUCAUCCGCCUGUGACCCCGCCUCCUUCUUCCUACUCUGAGUUUCCUACUUCUCUGCCUACUUUCAAAACCCAGACACCUUCCACUCCUGUUCGGUCGUCUUUGGGCACCCCGUCUGCCACUGACAGCCCUAUGAGUCGAGUCUCUGGUGGAAAUGCCGAAUAUAUCGAAGACUUUCAGCUGUCUCCUGUUUAUCGCGACGGCAUUAUUACACGCCCACACCGCCAGGCUUCCCGCAAAUCUUCCAAAAAGCAGCUGACUCGGUCCAACCUGAGCUUGGAGAACUUGCCCCCUAUCAUCAAACAGGUGCAAUUCAAGUGCAAAGAGGCUGGGUGCAAGGGCCGCUUCAAGCGUCAGGAGCACCUCAAGCGUCACAUGAAGAGUCACUCUAAGGAAAAACCCCAUGUGUGCUGGGUUCCCGGGUGCCAUCGUGCAUUCUCUCGCAGUGACAAUCUUAAUGCGCACUACACCAAGACCCACAGCAAGCGCGGCGGCCGUAACCGCUAUGUUGCCACCCUCGAUGACACCAGCCCCGAUUUUGACCCUGACUUCCGUGGCCAGCUGACCCCCGAGGGUCGCCCGAUCUGGGGCAGCAAGCUGGAUGACAACAUGACUGACUGCCGCGAGCUGAGCGUGGAUGGCUGGGAUGAUUAG